This is a messenger RNA of Symbiodinium necroappetens, 4350 nucleotides long. The record is from the annotation of a GenBank genome assembly. NCBI's taxonomy places the organism in Eukaryota, Dinophyceae, Suessiales, Symbiodiniaceae.
AUGGUAACUCCCAUUGGGAAUACCGUUGAUGAUUCCUGGCAGGCUGCAAUUGCAGGCACCAGUGGUGUCGUUUCAAACCCCUAUUUUGAUACCGAAGACUACAGCGCAAAAAUUUGCGCGCCGGUGAAAGACUUCGAUAUUACCCAGUACAUGUCCGCCAAAGAAGCGCGUCGAAUUGAUGGUUUUAUUCAGUUCGGGAUGGCAGCCGGCAGUCAGGCCAUCGCGGAUGCGGGACUGGAAGAUCAUCCUGCAGAUGCCGAUCGCAUCGGUAUUGCCAUCGGCUCAGGCAUUGGUGGUAUUAAUCUAAUUGAAGAAACCCACUCGACGCUGCUUAAAAGCGGGCCGCGUCGGGUCUCGCCGUUUUUUGUGCCAGGUUCGGUCAUCAACAUGAUUUCCGGAAACCUGUCGAUUAAAUAUGGCUUCAAAGGCCCUAACAUUGCCAUAGUCACGGCCUGUACAACGGGUACCCAUAAUAUUGGUUUCGGUGCACGCAUGAUUCAGUAUGGCGAAGCCGACGUCAUGGUUGUGGGUGGCUCGGAGUUUGCGACUUCACCCAUCUGCGUUGCAGCUUUCAGUUCCAUGAAAGCUCUAUCGACACGGAACGAUGAACCGGAACUGGCAUCACGCCCCUGGGAUGAAGACCGCGAUGGUUUUGUCCUGGGUGAUGGUGCUGGCGUAUUGGUGAUUGAAGAGUAUGAGCGUGCCAAGGCACGCGGCGCUAAAAUUUAUGCCGAAGUGCUUGGGUUUGGUAUGAGUGGCGAUGCUUAUCACAUUACCGGGCCUGCAGAAAAUGGCGAAGGCGGUGCGGCGGCAAUGGUGAAUGCUCUGAAAGAUGCGUCGCUUAAUCCCGAAGACCUUGGCUAUCUGAAUGCUCACGGUACCUCAACACCGCUGGGUGAUGUGGCGGAGACAAAAGGCAUAAAGUCGGUCUUUGGCGAUGACACAAAGCUGGCAGUGAGUUCAACCAAAUCGAUGAUUGGUCACCUGCUUGGUGCAGCGGGUUCCGUUGAAGCGAUAUUUACCGUGAAGGCACUGGCAGAUCAGGUUCUACCACCAACAAUUAAUCUGCAUAACCCGAGCGCUGAGUGUGAUCUGGAUUAUGUGCCCAACGAAGCACGCAAGGUCAGCAUCAAGACCGCGGCGAGCAAUUCGUUUGGUUUUGGGUUUGUCGCUGCUGCAUUGGUGUACUGGCAAUUUCUGCGAUGGGCUGACACACCGGUAAGUGCUGAUGCAGAUCUUGUCAUCAAUUUCACUGUUGGCGAAUCCCUGGCUACCCUGGCUGACGAACUGGCCGAUGCAAACUACAUGUCUGAUGAGUGGCGUUUAGUUCUGUUGGGUCGGUUUACUGGUGCGGAUACCCGUCUGCAGGCCGGUGAAUAUCAGUUCGAACGAACGGCAACGCCGCGGCAAUUGCUCAGCAAGCUGACCCGCGGAGAUGUUGUUCGUCACGCCUUCCGUAUUGACGAGGGUAUUACCGUCCUGCAGCUGCUGCAGCAGCUGCGCAAGCAUCCGGCGUUACAGCAUACCCUGCAAGCCAGAGAUGCCCAGAGCCUGGCAGAUGCCCUGGCGCUGUCAAAGGCUUCUGCUGAGGGUUUAUUUUUUCCUGACACUUAUCAGUUUACUCGGGGUCAUACUGAUGUGCAGCUGCUGCAACGCGCAGCGGCAGCGCUUGAUACGGCAUUGAUGGAAGUCUGGCAGAACCGCAGUGAGCGCUCUGUUUUAGACAACCCUUACGAAUUACUGGUGCUUGCUUCAAUCAUAGAAAAAGAAACGGGUCGUGCGGAAGAUCGCGAGCAGAUCAGUCAGGUGUUUCAUAAACGACUGGCGGACAAUAUGCGUUUACAGACAGACCCUACAGUUAUUUAUGCGCUGGGCGAGGACUUUGAUGGCGACUUAACCCGCGCGCACCUGCAGGUUGAGUCACCUUUUAAUACUUAUCGCGUUCGGGGCCUUCCACCAACGCCGAUUGCAACCGUCUCACGUGCCUCACUGCAUGCCGCCGCACACCCGGCAUCGGGUGAAUAUGUCUACUUUGUCGCAAAAGGCGAUGGGGCCAGUCAGUUUUCCCGCACCCUGGCUGAACACAACAAAGCUGUGCGCAAAUACCAGCUGGGGUUGACGGACGCAGGUAUUGAUGUUUAUCAAACCCGCGAACCUGGUGGGACGCCGAUGGCGGAAGCCAUACGUGAGGUGAUGCUGGCAGAUUGGCAGGAAAGUGUCAGCGGUCUAACCGAGCUUCUAUUAGUGUUUGCCGCGCGACACCAGCAUUUGAUCCAUGAAAUCAAGCCGCGCCUGGCCUGCGGGCAGUGGGUUGUUUGUGAUCGCUUUACCGAUGCUUCCUACGCUUAUCAGGGUGUUGCGCGGGGCACACCGCUGGCUUACGUAUCGGCUUUGGAAGAUUGGGUGCAGGAGGGGCUGCGGCCUGACCUGACGUUGUACCUGGACCUCGAUCCGGAGAUUGGGCGAAAACGCAUAGCCGACCGCGAACAGGAUCGGAUGGAAAAUGAACAGGCUGAAUUUUAUCGGGCGGUAAGAGCGGGUUAUCUGCAGCGCGUGGAAACAGAACCUGCAAUGCAGUUGAUAGAUGCCAGUCAAUCAAUCGUAUCGGUGCGUGCUGCCAUGCUUGCGAUAGUGGAUCCCUUUAUCCAGCAGAGUCUGGCAGAUAUUGCGGGCAUGCUGUUACAGACACCCCUGCCAGACAAUGAAAACGAGUUUGCUCACCCUGAUUUUCGGUGGGUAGAGCCAGAUGGGGCGGAAAUUAAAAUAGCUGAAAUACGCCGGGUCACUGAAUUCGCUGUACAAACCUCACAGAUAGCGCCGCGCAAGGUUGUGGCCAUUUUUGAUGCCCAUCUGCUUAAUCGCGCAGCGGCCAAUGCGCUACUGAAAACGCUGGAAGAGCCUCCUCCAAAUACCCACCUGGUGCUUGCCACCCCGUUUUGGAGUCGUCUGAUGCCCACCGUGCGCAGUCGCGCUCAGCGUUACAGUCAGCGUCCGGAUCAUACUGCUGCGCGUAGCUGGCUUGAGCAGCAGGGGGUUUCAAUUUCAGAUGUCGAUUAUGCAACCGCGGGCUAUGCACCGUUGAAUGCCCUUGAGACUGCCGGCGGUGCAUCGCUCGAGAAAUGGCUGGAGAGCCUGCCUCGUAUCGAUCUGGCCGCGGCGCUUGAACAAGCCCAGAGCGCUGGUGUCAUGAUCUGGCUCGAUCAGUGGUACCGGCGAUUGCUGGCGCAUCUGAGCGACGCCCCCCUUGCGGGAAUACAGGCUGAAGCGGCUGCAGUUUUGAGUUUUACAGAUGCACUUUUGUCUGCCAGGCGGCAGAUUGAUACCUCGAAUUCAGCCAAUCAACGUCUCCUGCUGGAAGCGUUGAUUGUGCGCUGGGUUGCGCUAAACGGAAUACUGUCUUUGGCGAUCAAAGAUAAAGCCGUUCUUUACGCGGCUUACAUGCCAUUUGUGCAGAAUGGCGGCCUGUUUAUUCCCACCAAAAAAGAAUAUGACCUGGGUGAUGAGGUAUUCAUGUUGCUGAACCUCAUGGACGAGGCUGAAAAAAUACCGGUUGCCGGGAAAGUCGUCUGGAUCACCCCGAAAGGUGCCCAGGGUAACCGCGCGGCCGGCAUUGGUGUGCAGUUCAAUGACCAGGACGAUGUGGCCCUCGGGGCCAUCGAACGCGCGCGCGAGCGCGGCGUGAACGAGUGUCUGUGUAUUGGCGUUGAUCAACCUGCUAUUGAAGAAGUGCUGCAGUUUGCGGCCGACUAUGAACAUAUCUGGGCCAGCGUUGGUGAACACCCCGGUAGCUGUAGUGGUGAUGCAUCCUGGGUGACUGAAUAUAUGCACCGCCCGAAGGUGGUGGCCCUGGGCGAAAUGGGUCUGGACUAUCACUAUGUUGAAGACCCUGCUGCCCAAGCGCUGCAGCGCGAAACUUUUGCCCAGCAACUGGCGUUGGCAGACGAACACAACUUUCCGGUGAUCAUACAUACACGUGCUGCCCAGGAGGACACGCUGGCACUUAUUCGUGAUUUUCCCGGCGUCACCGGUGUUCUGCACUGUUUCACUGAAUCCUGGGCGCUGGCCAGCGCGGCCAUCGAGCUGGGCUACUACGUAUCAAUUUCAGGGAUUGUUACGUUUAAGAAUGCCGCCAACGUCAGAGAGGUUGCGCUGCAGAUUCCAGAUGAGCGUCUGCUGAUCGAGACCGAUGCGCCUUAUCUGGCGCCGACGCCUAAUCGUGGUAAAAAAAACGAACCAGCCUUUGUCACAGACACUGCUGCAUUUCUAGCUGAAUUGCGCGGUGUUGAGUUGCACACGCUGGCGCAAAAUACCCGGGAUAACUUUUUUCGCCUCUUCAGUCGCGCGGGCUGA